Molecule: messenger RNA, 2212 nt
Organism: Coccinella septempunctata (seven-spotted ladybird)
Lineage: Eukaryota; Metazoa; Arthropoda; Insecta; Coleoptera; Coccinellidae
Product: aminopeptidase Q-like
Exons: 1
Coding region: 1-2175 (724 amino acids)
Biological process (GO): proteolysis; peptide catabolic process
Cellular component (GO): cytoplasm
Molecular function (GO): metalloaminopeptidase activity; zinc ion binding; peptide binding
Source: RefSeq, a predicted model, not a curated record
AUGCACGAAAACCAGUUGCUUUAUGAAGCUUUCAGUAUGAAACGAAGAGAGGUACACUCCAUUCUCCAGAAUGUAGCCAAAGAAAUUACGCUACAGUGGAUGUCAGAACUAGCUCUAGAAUGGUGGUCGGAUGUAUGGAUCAGAGGAAGUCUAGCCGAGUAUAAUGCACAAAAUGCCUUGAGUGACAUGUCUGAGAGUCAAUCAGUUGAAAAUGAUUCAGCUGAUUCUCUUCUAGAGUUUUUUCACUAUACACUAGCAUUACCAUUUUCGAAGGAGUUGAAUGGUGAUUCAGCCUUCGUAAGGGCUACAAUAUCUUUAACUGAUUACAAGAAGUUUGGAUUGCUUCUUCGUAUGGCACAAAGUUUGUCUAACAAAAAUGAUUUGAAAGAUAUUUCGAUGAACUUCCUGAAGCAAAAUUCGUUUCAGAAAAUAAAUCAAGAUGAUCUAUGGAAAAUUUUCGAGGGUUAUGCCCCUAGAGGCACAUUCGUUAAGCAAGUAUCUUUCAGUGAAGUCAUGGCUAGUUGCAUGUAUCAAGGUGGCUUUCCAGAAAUAGAAGUCAUAAGAGAUUACAAAUCUGGAACUGCAACUGUGAAUCAGAAAGAAUAUCGCUCAAAGAUCAAUGGAAGUGGUUCCUGUUGGUGGAUUCCAAUUAUCUAUGCAACAAAAAGCGACAACCAGAAAUUUAAUAAUGGCCUGGGGGAAUGGUUGAAAUGUCCACACAAAGCAGUUAUAUUGGAAUACUUAUCGUCAUCCGAUUGGCUCCUACUGAAUUACAAUGUGAAUUUUUUAUACAGAGUGAACUACGAUCCGCUCAACUGGAAGCAUCUACAUUCGACACUCGAAAAUCCCAUGUCUUAUAAUGAUAUACCUUCUUUGAACCGAAUGCAACUUAUAGAUGACCUUUUUGAGUUCACUGCAAGAGGAAAUCUGACCUAUGACUUCUUAUAUGAAUUUUUGAAUUAUCUGAGGUUUGACAACAGCUAUGCACCCUGGGCAGCAUUUGCCGAAAAUGUCUACAUCUUGCAUUGGCGAAUAUAUCCUAAUCGUGAAGCAAUACAUCUGUUGAAUUUGUACGUGCAGAAUGUAUUGAGACGCCAUUUUAAUAACAGGAAAUUGAACUCUCAGGGAGAUUCCUAUUCCACCUUCAAUCUCCUCAUCACCGAAAUAGCUUGUUUUUUUGAACUGCCUGACUGUUUGAAAGAAGUUGAAGACGCUUUUUACAAAUAUCGAAAAAUGAAACUCCCGUUUCAUAUCGAGUCACCCUUUUCAAUAGAUCUUCGAGAGAUUGUGUUCUGCUAUGCUAUAAAACACGAUAAUAAUGAAAACUUCAAGUUUCUUUCCGACGCGUUCAGAAACUCCACCAAUAUUUUCGAGAAACAAGAUAUGUUGAGUGCUUUAUUUUGUACGAGGAAGGUCUCACUACUUGAAGGUAUACCUAUAAGUGGAAAAAAAGAAAAAAAAAGGAGCGUUGAACACAAGGAGGAAAGAAAUUUUCAGAUCAGAAAUAUAAGAGGACCAUUACCAAGAACUGCCGAAAAACCUAUAAUGUUGAGAUCAAACACACAGGGUGAAACCUCCAAUAUAGAAGUAUCUACAGCAACUGAACAGAAUUCAACUACAUUUUUAUCAGAAGAAAGCUCAACAGAGCCAUCAGAGUCGUCCAUUACGAAUACAGAUAUGACUCCCUUAGACGAAAAUACUACUAUGAGUAUUCAGGAACAAUCAUCUAUAAAAACUGAUACAGAAGUCAACAACAAGAGCAAGAUAGAUUCCGAACUCCCGAAUCUCAAACAUAUUAUUUUUCGUUGUGACUUCAGAGUUGUCUCAGAUAUUUUUUACAGAAACAUAGUGCUAGUCGAUCAACAAAGAGCACUUUAUUACAUCUCGCUUUUCACAGAGAGAAUCAACACCAAAGAAGACCUUGAUAUUUUCAAAAGAUUCUUAGAUGAGAAUAAAGAGAAAUUAGACAAUAUAAGAAAAAAUAUUGAAGAAAGGAUACAUAACGUGGAACAAAAUUUUGUGUGGCAGGGACAAAAAACUAAAUCUGUCAUUAGAGCUUUGAAGAAAAAUUUGAAAGUUCGUAAUACGAGAUCAAAUGUUCCGAAAAACUGUUUGAGUCACUCAGUGCAUCUGCUGAGUAUUUCAGGAGCACUCAUUAUUUUUUUGGGUCAAUAAUGAAAUAAUAUUUAAUAAAGCAUAAUUUUGAUAAGAA